Messenger RNA from Sinocyclocheilus rhinocerous, 1353 nucleotides. It is a transcript of the gene impact, whose product is annotated as impact RWD domain protein. The transcript is spliced from 13 exons. Gene Ontology annotation, molecular function: protein binding. Gene Ontology annotation, biological process: GCN2-mediated signaling; regulation of translational initiation. NCBI's taxonomy places the organism in Eukaryota, Metazoa, Chordata, Actinopteri, Cypriniformes, Cyprinidae. The record is from RefSeq and is a predicted model, not a curated record. The coding region runs from base 98 to 1111 and encodes 337 amino acids. Gene Ontology annotation, cellular component: cytoplasm.
CGGAAGCGCUGUGAGUGGCUCUGACGCGUGUGAACAGCGCUGAGUGUGAGUUGUUUUGGAGUUUUUCCUCCUCUCAGCGAUGCAUGUGUUGAAUUAGAUGGACGCGUCAGAGGAGCGCGAUGACGCGGACCUGCGGGCUCAGAUCGAGGAGAUCGAGGCGCUGUCCUCCAUCUACGCGGAGGAGUGGUGUGUGAUCGAUGAAGCGGCCAGAGUUUUCUGCAUCAGAGUCUCAGAUGACUCGCAGCGGCCCAGACUAACGCUCUGUUUACAGAUCAUACUUCCUCCAGAUUACCCGAGCUCAGCGCCUCCGAUAUAUCAGAUCAACGCUGGCUGGCUCAGAGGAGCGGACAGAACGACUCUGUCCAACAGUUUAGAGGAGCUGUAUGUGGAGAAUACAGGGGAGAGUAUCCUGUACCUGUGGGUGGAGAAAAUAAGAGAAUUCCUCGCAGAAAAAUCACAAAGUGCAGAGGGACCAGAAAUGGGUAAGACGGUGACAACAGAGGAAGAAGCUCAUGACUACGACGAGGACGAUCUUCCAGACUACAGCAUGCUAAAACUCGCCAACCAAUCAGCUCAGCUCCUCUCCAGUGCUUCUGGUGAUGAAGAGUUGCCACUGAUUAAACACGGGGAGACAAUCACGGAUAGACGGAGCACAUUCCAGCCUCAUUUAGCCGCGGUGGUGACUCCUAAACAGGUUCAAAGGGUUCUGAAUCAUUUAUAUGAAAACAAGAAGAUCGCAAGUGCCACUCACAAUAUCUAUGCAUACAGGAUCUACUGUGAGGAUAAAAACUCUUUCCUGCAGGACUGCGAGGACGACGGAGAAACCGCAGCGGAAUCUCUCCUAGCUAAAGCCAGGAUUGACUCUCAUCUGAUGUUUCAGACUGUUGGUUUACAUCUAGAUGAGAAAUGUGGCGCUAUCCUGGAUGUGCGUAACGUGCUGGUGGUGGUCUCUCGGUGGUACGGCGGGAUCCUGCUGGGCCCCGACCGCUUCAAACACAUCAACAACUGCGCCAGGAACAUCCUCAUUCAGGAGGGUUACACCGACACUUCAGAGGAAACAUCCAAAGCUGGAGGCAAGAACAAAAGACCUAAGGGCAAGAAGGCAAAAUAAAAAACCUUCCUGGAACAGAUGAGACCUGGAAUGAAGACUUGCGACUACGAAUGCUGAAGGAUUCUGACAAAUAAAAUAACCUGAAAAUGCUGUAUUACUGUAUUCAGUGUUAUAGUCAGGGUUAAACAACUUGAAAGUCAUACCAAAAAUGGUUUUGUAUGCAGUUGAGUUUAAUGGUCUGUUGCUACGCAUUGUCACACUAAGUGCUUUGUCUUAUGAAUAAAGAUUUUAUGAAUUACAAA